AUGCUGAGCCGACUUGCAUGUUCAUUUGCAGGGUGUCCUGAAACCUUCAUAUCUCAACGCGGACGCACAAAGCACAUUCGAACCUAUCAUGGUUCUGUUGAUGCCGUUCCCAAUCCAACCACUGCUGACUCAAACCCUCAUUCCGACUCGGACCCCCAAGAUUUCAAUUUCAAUUUCAAUUUCGACCGUGACCUCAUCAGUGACGACUGCGCUGAUCACGACCCUCAGACAGAAGGUCACUCCAAUCCACAUCAAUCACAGUACAUACCUCACCCACAUCUCCGUGGUGAUCCUUGUGACCUCGAAGGCAAUCGUCUUCCUCCAAACGCCCCCAAGCCUGCUCGCUAUGUAGGCCCUCAAGACAGCUGGGCGCCCUUUGGGGAUCAAGCUGAAUACUUACUCGCGGACUUCUUGUUCCGAAAAGAGGAGAUGUCUGCCCCCAAUAUUGACUUUCUGAUGGAGUUGUGGGCUUUCAAAGCGGCCAAGUACGAGGAGGACAGCCCUUUCAAAUCUCACCGUGAAGUAUACGCCACAAUUGAUGCAAUCCGUGCGGGUGACGUGCCUUGGCAAUGUUUCUCUGUAUCACCACAACAUGACCUUGACUCAGACGUGCCCCGGUGGCAACAGACUGAGUAUCAAGUAUGGUAUCGAGAUCCCGACGCCGUCAUCCAGGCCAUGCUGGCGAAUCCCGACUUUGAUGAGCAGUUUGAUUACACCCCUUAUGUUCAUUAUGACCAGUCAGGGAAGCGGCGGUGGAAGGAUUUCAUGUCAGGCAACUAUGCGUGGCGCAAGGCGAACACAAUAUACGAGAAUGACCCAUCAACGGAAGGAUCCAUGUAUGUCGGAGUCAUCCUUGGAUCCGACAAGACAACGGUAUCCGUUGCCACGGGUCAUGUUGAGUAUCAUCCAUUAUACUUGUCAAUCGGAAACCCGCACAAUUGUGUCAGGCGAGCACACCGUAAUGCGGUCACUCCCAUCGGGUUUCUUGCCAUUCCAAAGGCUGAUCGCAAAUACGAUAAUGACGUGCAAUUUCGAACCUUCAAGCGCCAGCUUUAUCAUUCGUCCCUGGCAGCCAUCCUUAAGUCACUUGAAGGUCCAAUGACGACGCCAAUUGUCCGUCGAUGCCCCGAUGGACAUUUUCGUCGAGUCAUCUAUGACUUGGCAGCUUUUAUUGCCGACUAUCCUGAACAAGUGAUGCUUGCUGGAAUCGUGCAAAAUUGGUGUGCGAAGUGCACUGCACUGCCUGAGGAUCUCGAUGGGAGCACUGCCGAGCGUCGUUCUCAAGAAUAUAAUGAUGUGCUAGUUGAAACUUUCAAUUCGGAAGUGUUGUGGGAUCAGUAUGGGAUAGACGACGACAUUGUGCCCUUUACAAACGAUUUUCCACGUGCGGACAUACAUGAAAUGCUGUCACCAGACCUCCUUCAUCAAGUUAUCAAGGGAUGCUUCAAGGAUCAUCUGGUUACUUGGACUGGCGAGUAUCUGAAGGAAGUCCAUGGCGAGGCACGUGCCAAUGAGAUCAUCGAUGAUAUAGAUCACCGAAUUGCUGCCACACCAGCAUUCCCUGGCCUGCGAAGGUUUCCCGAAGGUCGCCGCUUCAAACAAUGGACCGGGGAUGACUCGAAAGCAUUAAUGAAGGUAUACAUCCCUGCAACUGUAGAGUAUGUUCCUCCCCAGCUUGUCGCAUGCCUCAGCGCAUUCCUGCAUUUUUGCUACCUCGUACGACGGUCCGAACUUGGAGAAGACUCUUUGGCCGAAAUAAAACAGGCCCUACACCAUUUUCACGAGGCCCGCGAGAUUUUUCGCGACUCUAGGGUCAGGCCAAAGGGUUUCGCACUGCCACGUCAGCAUUUGAUGGUACACUACAUCCAUCUGAUUCAAGAAUUCGGUGCUCCAAAUGGCCUAUGCUCAUCGAUCACCGAGUCUCACCAUAUCACGGCAGUGAAGAAGCCGUGCCGUCGAUCGAAUCGGUAUGAAGCCCUUGGGCAGAUGCUGCUCACAAACCAGCGUCUGGACAAGCUCGCAGCUGCACGUGUUGACUUUGUGGCACGAGGACUUCUGCCAGCCUCACAUGCUCCCCCACCCAGGCGCGGCCUUGACUUCGUGGACGAGGGUUUCGAGAAUGGUGCACCGGACAUUGAAAGAGUCCAAGGAUCUGUUGUUUUGGCUCGCAGCCCUCAACGUGGCUAUCCUCGGACACUCGAGACACUCGCAGCUCAUCUCCAGCAGCCCAACCUUCCUUUACUUGCUUGCGAGUUCCUUGCCAGCCAAUUGAACCCUGAAGCAGCUCUGAUCGACUGGAACGACUUACCACAGAUCGACGGUCCAAUUUCUGUGUUUCAUUCUGCCGUGGCUACUUUCUCGGCACCCAGUGAUGUCUCUGGGACUCACGGCAUGCAUCGCGAGUUAAUUCGAUGCACUCCGUCGUGGCGCCGUAAGCAUCCACGAUAUGAUUGUGUCUUCAUCGUCGAGGACCAGGAAAAGGCUGGAAUGAGGGGCAUGAUCAUUGGCCGUGUUAAGCUUUUCUUUUCUUUUCUUUUUGAGGGUGUGACAUACCCUUGUGUGUUGAUUGACAGGUUUUCACGGAUGGGGAGAGGCCCAGAUUCAGUGACGGGCAUGUGGAAGGUGAAGCCUGAGAUUACUGGUGCACAUGGAGCUCGUGUUCAGUCUGUGGAGCAUGUUGAUACCAUUCUUCGAAGUGCUCAUCUCAUCCCUGUCUUUGGCAGCGGUCCCCUCCCCGAUGGUUUUCAUUUUGCUCAUUCUCUUGAUGUGUUUAAUUCUUACUAUGUAAAUCAGUAUGCAGAUCAUCAUGCACAUGAAAUUGUGUUCUGA
Messenger RNA from Suillus clintonianus, 2829 nucleotides. RefSeq lists its product as uncharacterized. The transcript is spliced from 9 exons. The record is from RefSeq and is a predicted model, not a curated record. Bases 1 to 2829 code for a protein of 942 amino acids. NCBI's taxonomy places the organism in Eukaryota, Fungi, Basidiomycota, Agaricomycetes, Boletales, Suillaceae.